AUGAUUUACCAGUACAUGGCUCCGUGGGUGCCUGCGUUUUCGGCUGCUCUUGAGGCCGAAGCAGCCGCAAGAGAUCAUAAACCGCCAUUUACAACGUUCCAGUUUGCUUCGGUCGACAAGGAAGGGUACCCUAAAAACAGAACGUUGGUGCACAGAGGCAGCCUCUUCAACAACAGCUCGACAAACGUGAUGCUCUUUUGCACAGACAAGAGAAUGGACAAGUACGGCGAGCUCAUGAACAACGACAAGUUCGAAGCGGUGUACUACUUCGAAAAAACACGCAAACAGUUCAGGUUCCGUGGAAGAGCCCGGAUCAUCGAUCUGGAGCACGCCCCUGUCAUAGAUUUGACCAGCAUACAGCCCAGGAACAUCAUACUGAAGAGCCUCAAUGCCCUGAGCGAUUCGGAAGCUGAGGCUUCUGAUGAGGAGAAAGAGGAGGACGAGGGCCGCUUGGAGAUGUCUGCAUCGAGUGAGGAGAGCAGAAGCAGAAACGGUACGACGACGGCGUCGGCCGUAAGCGAUCCACAAUGUGAACCUAUUAGCUACCCUGUUGUUGCGCCAGCAACGUCGCAGAAACUCAGUCUCGAACACCAGAAUCUCGCAGUUUCGUACCCCAAUUUGCAAGAUCUCUCGCAUGUCGAGUUUACUCCCCCCACGAAAGAGGACUGGGACGCCGAGGUGCUCAGGGUGUGGGGCGAUCUUUCUAAAGGGCUCAAGCUGUCAUUCCGUAGACCAGCGCCAAGGCUGUUGUUGGACGAAGAGAAACAGAAUAUGAUCGACAAAAUCAGUAGAGGAGUUGAUGGCAAGGGCGAGGACAGCGGGCUCAAGAACUUUGCUGUGGUUGCGAUGUUUGUGGACACGGUGGACUAUUACGAGAUGGAGAAGGACAGGCGCUACAUUUACGAGAAAGACGAAUACCACUUGUGGAAUGAGCACGAGGUGUGUCCAUGA
This is a messenger RNA of Candidozyma auris, 951 nucleotides long. RefSeq lists its product as uncharacterized. Gene Ontology annotation, molecular function: FMN binding. NCBI's taxonomy places the organism in Eukaryota, Fungi, Ascomycota, Pichiomycetes, Serinales, Metschnikowiaceae. The record is from RefSeq and is a predicted model, not a curated record. The transcript has a single exon. The coding region runs from base 1 to 951 and encodes 316 amino acids.